Populus trichocarpa (black cottonwood) is the source of this 1826-nucleotide messenger RNA. RefSeq names its product U11/U12 small nuclear ribonucleoprotein 25 kDa protein. Gene Ontology annotation, cellular component: U12-type spliceosomal complex. The transcript is spliced from 4 exons. Gene Ontology annotation, biological process: mRNA splicing, via spliceosome. Gene Ontology annotation, molecular function: protein binding. Bases 277 to 798 code for a protein of 173 amino acids. The record is from RefSeq and is a predicted model, not a curated record. Lineage: Eukaryota; Viridiplantae; Streptophyta; Magnoliopsida; Malpighiales; Salicaceae.
CUUGUAAUUUUACCUUCCUCUACCCCAACACCAAGCAUAUCCUUAGCCCUCUUUUUUUUCCAAUCAAAUCAAGAGAAUAAAGCCCAUUCUAGUAAUGGACCGAAAAACGUAGAAAGCCCACUUUAGACGUUUGCAUUCGAUUCUCAGGUUCUGUCCGGCACCAAAUAAUCCCGAACCCAAAACAAAAACAGUAACUGGCUAACUGCGAAACGCAAGCCGAAGCCGCCACUUUUGUCCACCCUGCUUAAGCAUCCAAUCUGCGACAUAGAGACGGUCAUGGAAUCGAGUUCCAAGGGAGAAGACGAAGUCGGAGGAUACAACAGCAGCAACGUUAAAAAAGCCAAGCUGCAGUCAACUCUCGCUGCUCUCCUCGACGACCCUAUACUCUCUGAUGUCCCCAAGAAACCCACUUUAUCUGAUGUUGACACCCUUAUCAGCCUUGAAAUGGGUAGUGCCAUGCGCAUAUCGGUUCAAAAACUUGACGGAACCUCCUUUGAUGUGGCAUUGAUGAAUUCGGCUACGGUGAAGGAUUUGAAGCUUGCAAUUAAGAGGAAACUGAUCGAGAUGGAGCAAUCCAAGAUGGGUCAUCGUCAUAUUUCAUGGAAGAAAGUGUGGGCUAAUUUUGCUCUCUCGUAUCAUAAUCAAAAGCUCCUCGAUGACAACUCUGCACUUCAGGAUUCUGGCAUACGAAAUAAUUCUCAGGUGCAUUUUGCGUCCUAUGUCAUGUCAAAGGAUUCUCAAAGGCAUUCUAAGCGGAGAAAGCACCGAUUCUUUCAUGGCCUUAACAAGCGUGCUUAAGCACUCCAUUGUAUUGCUUGAUCUCAUGAUUCUGUACAGCUCCUAAGUAAACCUUCUUUAUAGGUAUUUUUACAGGAUUUAUAGAAAAAUUCUUCUCUUUUGAAUGCUACAUUCAGAUUAGUUCUAGACUUCUCAAUUGGCUGCAGCAGCAGGCUUUUUUUUUUUUUUUUUUGGGGGGGGGGGGUUUGCAAGAUUCUUUAGCUCAGAGGGGGUAAUAGCAUGGGUGUGUUUUUCAAUUUUUUCCCCAAAGAUUAUAUUCAAUGCAAUGGUUCAGUGUCAAUUCUAAGAUGGAAUCUACAGAUAAUUGGGUUUCGAACCCUAGAAUUAAUCAAGUCUUCAACACAAAACCUGUUGUCAAAUGAAGUUGAUUAGCAUGCAUCCACAGAGCAAAUAAUUCAAGAAAAUACCAUGAAGAGAAAGUAAGGCCAAUUAAAGAUUUAACUCUUGUUUUCUUUCUGUAAUAGAGCAUCUGCCUUAUUGUGUCUGCCAAAUAUUGUUUCAGCUGGAAACAAUUGUCUUAUCUCUUGUCUAUGCCUUUUCCUUGCCAUAAUUGUUUUCUCAUUAUUUUCAGUAUUGUUAGGUCAGCUAGUGUGUGCGGAGACCGAGCUAGCACAUUUAUUUUGCUAUAGGGAGUCCAUUUUCGGUCCAUGCAGUGUAUCCCCCAGCAACAUCGGUUACAUGAUUAAAACCCUGCAGAAGCAAUUUCAAUGCUAUCAAACAUCAGGUUUUCCGCAUCUAAGAAGUAUGCUAGAAAAAAGUAGCUGUUCAUCAUCACUGUAGGCUACCAGACACGGGAAGAAGCUCAACAUGAAGGUUUAAGGCUUGACCGUAUGCGUUUCCUGUAGGUCACUCACCAAAUUCAUUGGUAUUUUAGUAUCUUCUUGGACCAAAAGCAUGCCUAUUGUAAGUUAUGGUCGACAGAAAAUUAUUGUCCAAAAGUUCGGUAUUGGUUUGCUUUAGGUUGUUCUUGAAGAUCUUUUUGAAAGCAAUACAAUUGUGUGACUCUACAUUUUCCAGCAAAACAACAA